CUUUUCUUCUUGCUCUCAUCAUAAGCUUUCGGUACUUUGGCGCUCACCAGGGUUUGCCAUAGCUCCUGCACGAAUGGCAGAUCAACCAACACCCUUAAAUCAACCUGAUUCUCAAAACCAGGACCAAUACUCAAGCUCAAUGGAAGCGGAGGUGUCAACCACAAGCACAGUAGUACCGGCGCCGGAGUCUAUUGCCACUCUCGGGGUGAAACGAAGGGCCUCAUCCACAUUUGAAGGCAUGCAAGACGAUUGUCGGAAAAGAAUGAAAGAGGACGAAAGGGCUGUUUUGGAAGGCACAGGAGUUGAUUCGUCGUCGUCGUCGUCGUCGGCCACUGCGGUGGGGUUGGUCGAGGAUCUUUCUGAAGAAUUGCAAUGUGGUUGUUGUUCUGGGUUGAUUUACAAGCCGGUCAUGGUUUCUCCUUGUCAACACUUUUUUUGUGGAAGCUGUAUUGUUCUGUGGAUUCGUAAUGGAGGUACCAAUUGCCCUGCUUGUCGAAGUGAAUCCGCGAUUGUUUCGCCGUCUCGCCCACUCCAAAUCAUCAUCGACACCCUACUUCGAGCUGCUCCUCGCAAAGCGCGAUCGGAACGUGAACGCCAACAAGCCGACGACAUAUACAGAGGUGGAAUCUCAAUGAGAAUUCCGACACCUCGCGAGGCUUCUCCAGAACCAAACAUCAACAUCAGUGCGGAAUAUGCAAGGCCUUGUCCUCACUGCUUACCCAAUAACCCAUAUCGCUGGACAUGUCCCCAGCCCAUCCCAGAUCCUAACACUGACAUUGACCACGCCUGGCACCUCGAAGACGGAACACCUCCUGGCCACGGACACUGUGGAAACUGCGAAGUCCUCAUGGCUUUGCAGGCCCCAACUUCUACGAAAUGUGAACUAUGCCAGACGAUGUUUUGUGGUAUCGCAGUACCUCAUCGCUGUAUAGCUGCUCCUCUUCUAGCCCAGCAUCUACACGGAAUGGAAGAUAUUGGAGACCUUAUCCAGUGUCAGGACGUGUACGAAUGUUUCAAUGGAAAUACUGUCGAGGUCGACUUUAUGCUUGACCACCUGACCGCACAAGGCUUGACCCCUAGGCACAUUUAUAGAGAGAUCAUUAAUCAUAUUAAAGCACAGCCCCGUCAGUUUGCUCCUUUGAUCGAGCAAGACCUCUUCGUAGACGGUGCACUUGAACUUGAACCACACCCGGAAGCUUCCCGAGAAAAGAUCUGCCGUCGUUGUGCCACAGAAGUCUUUCUUUGGGGACUCAAAGAGUGGUGGAUCAGAGAACGACAGAAGGGGUUCGUGGAAGGGAGAUUUGCUCACCGUAAAGACUGCCCUGAAGGCGCUGACUGCACUCGUCAGAAAGACUUAGGUCACGCCAAAGAGUUCAAUCAUAUCUUUAUUCGUGUACUCCCCAACUAUCCUACUAUGAAGAGGACGACGGUGGUCCCAGAUUCAGAAACUGGCACUUAUACCGUCGGAAGCUCAGCGUCCGACGACGUUAACGGUAUCGUUGAUACACUACCCUCGGAAGUAGCUUGAGGACCCUAUGGCACUUUUACGCAUCGCACGCGCUUUCACCCCGUUGUGGUACUAUAGACAUCCACAGGAAGACGCACAGACUUACAUACCUAUACACUACACGGAGACCUUAUCCCGCUCUCGCGAUCGUCUGCCGAUCUGUUCGACACAUCCUGCACGAGCUGCUCGCCCGGUUCCCCGACCUAUGACUUCCCUCCCUUCCUUUCAUCAGUUUUAGUAGAGACGUUGACGGGGACGGUUGGUUAUGGUCGAGUAAGCUCAAAAUCGGCGGGAGACUGGAGGUAGUGGGAAUAUGGCUUGCGUUACCCCCCUUCCCCUUCAGCAGGCGAAUGAAAGAACGUGGACUGGUCUCGGCUUGCUGGACCGUGGGCCAUCGCAAAUGGGGGAAGCAUAGUCCCGAAGGGACCUGAAGGG
Molecule: messenger RNA, 1942 nt
Organism: Marasmius oreades (fairy-ring Marasmius)
Lineage: Eukaryota; Fungi; Basidiomycota; Agaricomycetes; Agaricales; Marasmiaceae
Exons: 9
Coding region: 74-1528 (484 amino acids)
Biological process (GO): ubiquitin-dependent protein catabolic process; protein ubiquitination; mitotic cell cycle checkpoint signaling
Cellular component (GO): nucleus
Molecular function (GO): ubiquitin-protein transferase activity
Source: RefSeq, a predicted model, not a curated record